This is a messenger RNA of Calypte anna (Anna's hummingbird), 352 nucleotides long. It is a transcript of the gene BBIP1, whose product is annotated as BBSome interacting protein 1. Gene Ontology annotation, cellular component: BBSome. NCBI's taxonomy places the organism in Eukaryota, Metazoa, Chordata, Aves, Apodiformes, Trochilidae. The transcript has 2 exons. The record is from RefSeq and is a predicted model, not a curated record. Bases 32 to 250 code for a protein of 72 amino acids. Gene Ontology annotation, biological process: cilium assembly; receptor localization to non-motile cilium.
UGCGCCUGCGCAGCGCCGUGCGGGAGCCGCCAUGCCGGAGGGGAAGGCAGUGUUCCGGGAGGUGCUGCCCAAACAAGGGCAGCUGUCGGUGGAAGACGAGGCCGCCAUGGUGUUGUGCAAGCCCAAGGUGCUGCCCCUCAAGUCGGUGACCCUGGAGAAGCUGGAGCAGCUGCAGCGGGCGGCUCUGGAGGCGGCGCGGCCGCCCGAGGGGCCACCGACGGCUGAUGGGGCAUCCCCGAUCCGGCCUUAGCCCCGGGGAGGGGCGGUGAGGACCCUGCCCUGUGGUGGCCGCCCCCGCGACGCGGAGGUAUCGCUUUGUAACGGAGGCUGCGGAUUAAAGGCUGGCCCAGAA